CAACGUAUUACAAACAGCUUAUAUAACUACGUCACUCGUGUAGUUCUACUGGUUGCAACCUGGUGCUUAAGUCGAUUAGUUUAGACGACCACAAAUUAGGUCUGUAAUAACCGCCAAAAGUUAAGCCUUUUAGUUAUCUUCAUUAAAAAAGAAUUAUCUUGAUGUCAGGGCAUUUUGUUCCAGUAGUUUUGAUGGUGAUGGUAGUGGGUUUGGGUGUAGUAAAGCCAGCCCACGCAGAAGCUACUGACACCUGGACAGGUUAUAUACAGGAUCAAGCUUUACGUUUUGCUUACCAUCUGAGUAGCCAUUCUGUUGAGAAACGGGACACAGACAGACAGGGCAAAGCUAAACUAGCUUUUGAACAUUGCGGAGAGGAUGACGAUCCAGUUUAUGUGAACAAUUUUGUAAUUGAACCCAACCCAGUGGUAGUACCAGGACCCAUUGGUGUAGGGAUGACAUUGGACGUCAGAGAAAAUCAGACAGCACCACUUCCAGUGAAACUCACCAUGAGUAAGAAACUAUCAUUGCUGUUCGGAUUGGCCGUGUGGCUGCCUAUUCCUUGUUUGCCUAACGAUGUGGGUUCGUGUACUUACAAGGAUCUAUGUAAAACUCGCCUGUUCACUGAAGGGGAAUGCCUAGACCCUGUUACAAACGACACAAUUUCCUGUGGUUGUCCAUUCGAAAAGGGGGAAUAUCGUUUACUUCCCGUUGUCUUCAACAUUUCGCGCCUUCCAUCAUCAAUGCCAAAAUACCUGUUGGAAGGUGAGUUUUACGUCAAAGCCGAGUUGAUAAAAGAUGGCAAACACCUUGCUUGUUAUUCGACGACUAUUACUCUGGAACUUUAAUACCAUUUACUGAAAACAACAACAACACAGUAACUAUAAUGCAAUGUCUACAAAAUAUAAGGUGAUAUAAAUAACAUCGACGUUUAUUUCAGCAACUGCCGAAUAAUUUCAAAUAGUAAUACUAUUAUAAUAGCUCUUUUCCUGUAACGAAAUAACAGCCAUGUUUUCAAAAAAUGCCAUAGAGUCUCAGUUUGGACCAUAUAUUGUCUUCUAUUUCAGGUUUUGGUUUUCAAGAAAAGCACGAUUGUUUUAUCAGUCUUCAUGCUUUAAAGUAAGAAAUAAUGAGAACAGUUUCAUUUUCUUUAACAUUUUGUUUCUGGAGUGUGUCGGGCAAUUUAAAUUGAAUUAAAAAUGCAAUGAAUUACAAGAAUUCAAUUUACACAAGAAAAACUCAUUAAGAGUAAACUUUAUAAACAUUGAAACUGUUUUAUUGUAAACUUUAUAAACAUUGAAACUGUUUUAU
Messenger RNA from Limulus polyphemus (Atlantic horseshoe crab), 1308 nucleotides. RefSeq names its product ganglioside GM2 activator-like. Gene Ontology annotation, biological process: ganglioside catabolic process; lipid transport. The coding region runs from base 162 to 845 and encodes 227 amino acids. The transcript is spliced from 4 exons. Lineage: Eukaryota; Metazoa; Arthropoda; Merostomata; Xiphosura; Limulidae. Gene Ontology annotation, molecular function: lipid carrier activity; enzyme activator activity. The record is from RefSeq and is a predicted model, not a curated record. Gene Ontology annotation, cellular component: cytoplasmic side of plasma membrane.